Molecule: messenger RNA, 2443 nt
Organism: Vespa velutina
Lineage: Eukaryota; Metazoa; Arthropoda; Insecta; Hymenoptera; Vespidae
Product: mitochondrial potassium channel-like
Exons: 2
Coding region: 1268-2185 (305 amino acids)
Source: RefSeq, a predicted model, not a curated record
UGGAUAAAACGGAGUUCUUUCGUUCUGCGGUACCUCUAUUGCCCUGCCGUAAAGUUCAGACGUCGACGCGUGAUAAAAUCUUACAGACUUUUCUAAACCACACGUUCUUAUGGCAUCCAGUAACCUCACAGUACCUACAGCGUCCACUUCUGCGGUAUACUCGCUUACUUCAAAGCUUACCUAUAUAAAACAAUAUGACAUUAAAUAUAAGUAUUAAGCCUGAAAUAUAUAUGAAUUUCGGGCCAUUAUUAUGAGAAAGAAUUGACAUUAUACCAACCAUAACGUGACUUUGAGCCGCAAGAUUAUAAAUCUCAGUUGGUUGCACGGAACUGAUUACUUUUACCAAACUACUCGAGUCGGUCAUGUCUCCAUAAUGUAAUUUCAUUUUACCCUGACGAUGACACUUAGGAUCCGCAUACAAAUGCUGAAUGCGCGAAGUGUUAAAUGAACUUGCUCUUCUAAUAAUACCAUGCACAUCGUAUCCUUUUUCUAAUAAAAAUUCUGCCAAAUAGGAACCAUCCUAUAAAAUGAGAAAAUAAUUGAUAAUGAAAUUUGUCUAUUCUCUAAUAUCUCUAAUUCUAAAGGAAAAUUUUCGAUAGAAACGAUUAAUUUUUAUCACGAUUUGCAAUUGACAUGAAAAAAUGGCCAGAUAAACAAAACUGUCAAAAGUGUUAACUUACUUGUCCAGUGAUACCCGUGAUUAAUGCCACGCGUCUGUCAUCUCCGGUUGCCAUUUUAUGAAGAAAUAUUGAUCAAUUAAAUCUUCUUUUCGCACGUUAAAAGUCCAAACUUUUUUUCUUUCUUUCCUUAUAACACCAUUAUCACCGUUUAUCAGCAUUGAUAGUGAUAAAGAUAAUUUAGCGAUUAAAGAUACGCCAUGUACAAUGAAAUUGUCGAUAGUUUAGCGACUCCAUUAUAAUCCAAAGUUAGCAAAAAUUAGCGAUCGUUCAAAUAUACGCGACGAUAGUAUUGCCAUCAAUUUGGCUAAUAUUUAUGUAACUUAGGUUCGAUAUUAUCUUAAUCCUUCCAAAUCUUAUAAACCAAAUUUUAUCAAUCUUCGAGAGAGUCGUUAACGUAUAGAAAAGUUUUUAAAACGUUUUAGUCCAUCUGCCUGUAAUCAGAUGGCGCGGCGAAAGAUCAAUGUAAAGCUGAUAAGUCAUAUCGGAACGUUUGCCUUAUGGCAAAACCAUUAUUAUAAUUUGACAUAACAAUUUCAUAAAUUUUUAUAUAGCCAUCCCAGCGCCGAUACAUUAAUAUUUUCAUUAAAAUGGCAAAUAAUAUUGAAAAAUUCAUCAAACUUAUGAACGAAAGAUUACAUAAGCAUAAAAUUUUUUUCAACUUUGCAAACAGUUUCAAAUUAAGAAAUAUACGAGACAUGUAUAAAAAAGUACCAAAUGUAAAUGCAAUAUUUGAAAAUGCGAUGAAGAAAACGCGAAAUCAUCUUACGAAUAGUAUCAAUAAUGCCACCAUUAUACAAGAUUUGAAAACCAUACCAAUGGAACCAGAAAAACCAUUGCCACGUAGACUCAUUACUUGGUGGCAAUGGUAUCAACAAUUGGUAGGUCUACAUACUGUGGAGAAAUGCAGACAGCAAGUACUUUUAAUGCAAGAUCAUUUAUGCAAAUGCCAAGAAAAGAGACGUUAUUUUCGUAGAGAAUCGUUUAUAAUAAAUAAUAAGAUGAAAGAAAUAUAUGAUGAGUUGUUAAGGAUAAAGAGAGAUGAUCCGAAAUAUGUAAGUUUAACAAUAAUGGAAAAUAAAAAUCUUCAAGAGCAAACAAUAAUUACUGAAAAACUAACCUUAUUGGAAGAGGAAGAAAAAGAUUACUUUGUACAAUUGACAACCGCCAUUAAGGAAUAUCAUGAUGCGCAAACAAUGAAUUCUCAAAGGUACAAAUAUAUAUCUAUAUUGGCAUCUAUAAUUGCCGCUGUAUUAUCGCUAAUAUGUUCAACGAUAUAUAAUAAUAAAAGAAUAGAUGAUAUGAGGAUAGCUAUAUCAGAGAUACAAGAAAACAAUACGUCUAUCAUAACGAAAUGUUUCAAUUCUUUGCAACUACACGUCGAUGAAAAAUUAUCAACAGUAAAUAAAGAGGAAUCGCAAACAACGAAUAGAUACUCGAAUAUUGACAAAUGGGGUAUAUAUGUAAUUUCAGCCGUUUGGAUUCUAAAAGGAUUAAUCGGAUUCUGAAGAAGGUGGGGUGGGUUUUUGUUAAACCAUUUCAUUCUACGUUACUUUCAGUACUAGGCACACUUGAUCAUAUUAUCAUGAUAAUAAUUUAAUUUCUUUUUUUUAUUUUGUUAAAUAUUUAUAUCUCUAUUUAGUAGAAUUAUCAACAUUUUCAGAGCUUUUUAUAGACUUAGGGUAAAUCUUGCAUUGGUUGAAAUACUAAUUCAAGAAACUAUUUUAUUUGCGCCCUUUUACAGGUCCUUCUUAUAAUUUAGUAUU